GUCCGUCUCUCUGUGAGCAGGAGCGUCAGGCAGGGAUGGGGUCUGGCGGUGUUUUCGUCCCGUCCUGUGAACCUGGGGGGUCGUUCAGGUCCAAGCAGUGCCAGCAGGGGGGGCAGUGCUGGUGUGUGGACCCCACAGGGAGGGAGGUUCCUGGGACCCGACAGAUGGGAGACUCUCUUGUCUGCGGGUCUGGUUCUGCUGACUGUCCCUCUCGGCGCCGUCUGGCUCUGUCCCGGCUCUUCUCCGGUUCUGUUGGUCCUGUUUCCGAGGCGUCCUCUGGACCUGCAGCUUCCUGUCUCUCCCUCCUCCGUCCUCUCAGGGACCUCCUCCCGGAGGAGGCGGAUCCGACCUCCUUCCUGUCUCUGCUGAUCGAAGUCCUUCAUGGUACCUUCCCCUCAGUGGGCGGAGCUCUGGAGGCUCUGACCCGCUCUCCGCCUGCUCGUCUCCAGGAGAACCUGUUCGGAGGGAAGUUCCUGAAGAGCGCAGCAGCGUUUAACUUCAGCGGGGUGGUGGGGGGUCUGGGUCCAGACCAGCUGUCCCCUCUGCAGCGGUACCAGAACCUGGUCCGGUCUGUCAGCAGAGCCCUGGAGGACCCCACCUUCCUGUCCGCCCUCCAACAAACCCUGAAGAGUCUCAGCAGCCCCUCGUCUGCACCGCUGGACCAGGUUCUGACUCCUCUCCUGCGCUCCUGCUCCGAUGAAGAGGAGGACUCCUCCUUCUUCCUCCCUCGCUGCACGCCCAGCGGCGCUUUCCAGGAGGUCCAGUGCCAGGGUCCCGAGUGUUGGUGCGUGGACUACGAGGGACAGGAAGUGCUCGGGUCUCGCACCGUCGGCCGUCCCUCCCGCUGUCCGUCCCCCUGCGAGCGAGCGCUGAUCACGGCCACGAAGAAGAGAUCCAACAUGGCCGCCGGGGCAGAGCUCCACCUCCCGGUGUGCUCGGAGGGCGGAGACUUCCUGCCGCUGCAGUGCGCCGGCUCCCGCUGCUUCUGCGUGGACGCUGACGGGAACCCCACGACGGAGCCGACAGAGGGCGCCGUCACGUGUCCAGAGAAGAAGAACCUGAAGCCUGGAUCAUCUGCAGGUCUCUGCUCCCAGGCGCUCUCUGAGGUCACAGCCUUCACACAGGAGCUGAAGAGCAUCGUCGCUCUCUCUAACUCCUCCCACAUCCCUUUGGGAUAUGGCUUCCUAUUGGCUGAAGGUCUGAGCCUGACGCCUGAGGAGCUGCAGAUCAGCCAAUCAGAGGAGGAGAUGCAGAUCUCUGACAGGCUGCUGAGUCGGACCAGAUCUGCGCUGCGAUUGGCUGCUUUCUCCACGGUGAAGAUGCUGACUCCUCCUCAUCGUCGCUCCUACAGGCUGUUUGUGCCUCAGUGUGAGGCUGAUGGAAGCUGGAAACUGGUCCAGUGUUCCUACAGCACAGGUCCCAGCUGGUGUGAGCUUCAGGGUCUUGAGUGUCGUCCUGACGGCGCCUUCGCACCGCUGCAGUGUGAUGUCACUUCCUGCUGGUGUGUGUAUGAAGACGGACAGGAAGUGGGCGGGACACGAACGGCUCGGCAGACGGGACGCACGCCGUCAUGUGACCGUCCUCUAUGCCCCGCCCCCUCCAUUACCCAUGGUGCACUGGUGUGCCGCCCUGCAGCUGACGGGCGUCAGAGCUGUGAACUCGUCUGUUACCGUGGUUACCAGAACUCACUUCCUGUCAGCAGCUUCCUGUGUGAGACUGGGAGUGGUCAAUGGGGCGGAGACAACAAGCCGUUGGGCGGAGCCUGUCAGAGCUCUCAGCCCCUGCAGACGGUCUGGUCCUCUCAGAUCUGGAUGUUGUCGUCCUCCUGCUCUCAGAUCAGCACCUUACAGUCGUUGCUGUUCAGCCUGAUGACCAGCAGGGGGCUCUGCUCUGCUCAGUUUUCCUCCUCCGGACGCUCAGUGUCUCUGUGUGACGACUCGUCUGUGGGUCUGCGGUGCGACGGCGCCUCUGUGAGGUUAACGCUCCGAUGGACCGCCGCUCUGUCUGACCUGCCCACCUCUGAGCUCCCUGACCUCCAUGAUGUUGCUCUGUUCCUGAACGAGUCCAGACUCCUGGACGGGGUCCAGGACCUCCUGGGUGACCUCCGCUCUGCUCUGACCUCUGAACCCAAACUGGUUUACAUGACAACCCCCAGCUUCGGCUGUUCCAGAGGUUUCCACCUGAACAGUGAUGGUGAAGGCUGCCUCCUUUGUCCCGCCGGCAGUUUCUCCCAGGAGGGGGCAUGUCUUCUCUGUCCUCAGGGAACCUAUCAGGAAGAGGAGGGGCGGGACUUCUGCAACAAGUGUCCCAGAGGCUCCUCCCCUGCUGGAGCAUCAUCUGUCAAUCAAUGUGAGACAGACUGUCAGAGGCGGAGCCUGAGGUGUUCAGAGCGAGGCGACUUCCUGCCGGUGCAGUCUGACCUCCAGUCCAACAGAUGGAGUUGUUUCAGCAUCGAGGGGGCGGAGCUUGAAUGGACCACCAGUGAAAAGCCUCUAACGGAUGACGAGUGCACAGUUCUCAGCAGAUUCCAGACUGUUCCUGGAUCAGACCUGGUCCUGGGGGCCCAGAACACUGAAGUCCUGCAGACUCUGACCUCUGACCUCACAGCCUGCGUCCAAGAGUGUGCAGCGGAGCCGUCCUGCCACCAUGUGGCGCUGUUCAACACACAGUGUGAACUCUACAGCACAAACACACAAAACACUGUGUGCAGGACCUCACAGCAGACCAGUGGGUUUAUGGGUAAUCCUCAGGCUGAGUCCUUCGAUCAGCUGACCUGCUCUCUGAGAGUGAGGGGCGGAGCUUCAGACCUGCUGGUCCUCAGGAAGAAAGGGGCGGAGUUUUCAGUGCAGCGGACGCAGCAGCAGAGCUUUGUGAGGCUGACGAUGACCAGGGCGGUCUCAGGUGUGUUCAGGACUCAGGUGUUCUCCUCCAGGCGGACAUCUCUGACCGACGCCCACCGCUUCUGUCAGGACGGCUGCAGCCGUGACGCCUGCUGCGACGGCUUCAUCCUGAACCACAACACGGUGAACGGAGGCUCUCUGCUCUGUGGUUGGCUCAGAGCGCCGUCUGUGCUGAUGUGUGACGAACAGGACUGGGAUGUGAUAGGACAAGGACCAGCCAAUCGAAGCUGUGGGGCGGGGCUUACCUACAACAAAGAGCUGUCGGAGUUUGUGUUGAACUUUGGAGGAGAGACGUUUACGUUUGCUGAGUCAGCUGUGCCAAACGACAGAAAGAAUGAAGACUACCAGGCGUCCAUCAUCAGAUUCAACACCAUCUACCUGAACACAGAUCCAGCUGGUGGUUCUGGUUCUGGUUCUGGCUCCUGCUCCUCUUCAGAGACUGCUCCUCUGACAGCUUCGGAUCAGAACAACUUUGAGUCUCUGUCCAACGAGGACGUCCUGGUGGACCCUCAGAGGAGACCUCCUGCUCUGUCCUUCUGGCUCAACAAGAAGAACUACAACUCCCAGCAGGCCCUGCAGUGGUGCCUCUCACGCUGUGAGGAAGAGGAGCGGUGUUCUGUCGCUGACCUCAGAGACGCAGAGUCCGAUGGGUUCCUCAGCUGCUCCUUGUACCCGGACACCGGGCUCUGCGGGGCCUUCGACAGCGAGCUGGGCCGGUCCUGCAGCCCCGUGCUGCACAGAGCGCCUGACAGGACCUACAGGAAGAAGGUGGACCUGAGAGGACCGGUGAAGACCUUCUAUGAGCCGGUUCCCUUCCAGAAACUGCUUUCUCCUUCCAUUAGAAGCUGGACCACCAUGAAGGACAACACCAGGCUGUCGGAGGGGUUCACAGUGUGUGAGCGUCUCUGUGACCAGGAUCCUUGUUGUCGUGGUUUUGGUUUCGUUCGUUACAUCAGAACCUCCGAGGUGGUGUGUCUGCCUCUGACCAGCUUCGGGCUUCAGACGUGCAGUGAAGACGACAUGACCACCUGGAGGACUCAGGACUGCAGAACCUCUGAGCUGGACUCUAAACCAGAACCGUUCGGCUGGUACCAGAAACCAGUGGAUCAGUGGACUCUGUCUCCUGGUCUCUGUCCUCCGUCCAGCCUGCCGGACCUUCAAACCAAAGUGUCGAUGGACGAGUGGCACAGCGUCCCAGACUCUGCGGUUCUGGUCGACCCGACUCUCUCUACGUAUGAUGUCAUCCACGUGAGCCGGGACCUGGCCUCGGACCAGAACAGAACCAGAGCCUGGUGUCUGAACGCCUGCCAGGAGGCGGAGUCUUGUGUCGCCGUGUCACUCAGAGAGACGAGGUCCGCCACCCGCUGCGUCCUCUACCCCGACACGGUCGUCUGCGGGCUGAGCUCCUCCCCCAGCUCCUCCAGCCCCGCCUCCUCCUGCCGACUGGUCCUCAAAGAGCCCGCCUCCCGAGUCUACCAGCGCACAGGACCGAUGGCCCCGCCCACGUCCCUGUCCAUACCGGGUCACGGGUCUCUGCAGGGCGCUGCCGUGGACACAGUCGUAGGGUCAGAGACGAGGACGGUGGUUCAGUUCCUCGGAGUCCCGUACGCCCGUCCACCGAUCGGACCGCUCCGCUUCGAGGCGGCGCAGCCGGCCGAUUGGACCGGGACCUGGGAGGCCCUGAGACCCCGUCCCAGCUGUGUCCAGCCUGGGGACAUGGAGACAUCAGCCUCCAGCGAGGACUGUCUCUACCUGAACGUCUUCGCUCCGGCAGCCCAGAGAGCACCUGUCCCCGUCCUCCUGUACUUCUUCAACCCCACGGCCAAUCAGAACCCAGGACUGCUGGACGGCUCCGCCCUCGCUGCUCUGGGAAACAUGGUGGUGGUAACGGCCAGCUACCGCACGGCGGCGCUGGGCUUCCUGAGGACAGGUGAUCUCCGUGGGAACUACGGCCUGUCAGACCAGGAGGCGGCGCUCCGUUGGGUCAACGCCCACAUAUCCCUGGUGGGCGGGGACAAGAAGAGGGUGACGGUGGGGGCGGAGCGUAGCGGCGCCGACCUCAACAGCCUUCAUCUCCUCUCCUCCUCUUCCUCCCUGUUCCAGAGGAUGAUUCUGAUGGGCGGGUCCAUCUUCUCUCCGUCUCUGGUCCAGUCGGACUCGUCCUCCAGGAGUCAGGUCUUGGACCUGGCCCGGGAGCUGGGCUGCGUCACCUCUGACCUCAGCGACGGCGCCGACAUGGUUUCCUGCCUCAGGUCGGCCCCGGUCCAGCAGCUCAACGCCGCUCAGACUAAACUGCUGGCCGUCAGCGGCCCCUUCCAGACCUGGUCUCCGGUCCGUCAGUCUGUGUCUCAGGUGUCCUCCCUCCCUGGAGUGGACCUGCUGCUGGGGACCUCGGUGUACGACGGCCUGAUCAGCCGGGCCCGCAGGAUCAAGGACUUCGAGGCCCUGCAGGGCCGGGCCAACAGUAAGACGGCAUUCUACGCAGCUCUGAGCCGCUCGCUGGGUGGAGCCUCAGAAAACCAGCUGCUGAAGGAGGCGGCCAACUGGUUCUACUCCCUGGACCACAGCCCCACCCCCGCUGGGUACAACCUGUUCUCCAGAGCCCUGAACAACGCCACCAGGGAUCUCUUCAUCUUCUGUCCCACUCUGAAGAUGGCCGCCCACUGGGCCAACAGCAGCGCCAACGUCUUCCUGUACCACCAACCAGAGACCAGCGCCUACAACAGAGCUGAUUAUUCGGUUCCUCUGGACCUUCAGUUCAUGUUCGGGACUCCUCUUCAUCCAAUGAGCUUCCAGCGUUUCUCCUCCUCUGACCGCCGCCUGUCUCUGGCAGCGAUGACCUACGUCUCCAGCUUCGUUCGGACCGGGAACCCCAACCCGUCCCGAGCCUGGCCCGAGUCGGUCCUGCCCCGCUGGCAGCCGGUCCUUUCCUCUGAGGCUCCGCCCACCUACCUGGAGCUGAACUCCGCCCUCCAGCAUCAGCAGGGUCUGAGUCAGAACGCCUGCUCCUUCUGGACUCAACUGGGCCCAAGACUGACCACCAAGACCGGUGUGUCGGGGGCGGAGCCUGUCCAGUUAUCGGUGACCCUUGACCUGCCGGUGGAUUCACCAUCCAGCCAAUCAGAAGUGGGCUACAACUAGACGAUGACAUCACCGUACCUUCUUACCCAGAAUUCAGUUUGUUUGAUUAAAAAACAUGAUUAUGUUUGUUUUCAUCAAUAAAAGCAUCUAAAGUCA
Messenger RNA from Austrofundulus limnaeus, 6137 nucleotides. It is a transcript of the gene tg, whose product is annotated as thyroglobulin. Gene Ontology annotation, biological process: thyroid hormone generation. NCBI's taxonomy places the organism in Eukaryota, Metazoa, Chordata, Actinopteri, Cyprinodontiformes, Rivulidae. The record is from RefSeq and is a predicted model, not a curated record.